Gambusia affinis (western mosquitofish) is the source of this 1126-nucleotide messenger RNA. RefSeq names its product nuclear factor 7, ovary-like. The transcript is spliced from 2 exons. The record is from RefSeq and is a predicted model, not a curated record. Bases 62 to 997 code for a protein of 311 amino acids. Lineage: Eukaryota; Metazoa; Chordata; Actinopteri; Cyprinodontiformes; Poeciliidae.
GUGGAAACAUCCAACUCUGCUGCUUCAAGCUGCUCACUCUGAAGCUUCACUCAGAGACAAAAUGGCUUCCAUGUUCGAGGAGGAUCUCUGCUGUCCAGUCUGUCAGGAAGUCUUUAAGAAUCCGCUUGUUCUGUCAUGUAGCCACAGCUUCUGUAAGGAGUGUCUGAAGAACUGGUGGAGAGAGAAACCAUCAAGAGAGUGUCCAGUUUGUAAGAGGAGAUCUUCUAAGGCUGAUCCACCUUUAAAUCUGGUUCUGAAUAACCAGAUUCAGAUGGCAGCUCUUUCAGACACAGUCAGAGCCACAGAGGAGGAGCUGAGAGCUGCAGACGUCUCAUUCCUGCACAACUACAAGGCUGCAGUGGAAAGAGUCCAGCGCUGCCCCCUGCUGGAGGAUCCACAGCUGCCCUCAGGAGCUCUGAUAGACCAGGCCAAACAUCUGGGCAACCUGGCCUUCAACAUCUGGAGCAACAUGGAGAACAUGGUGACCUACACUCCUCUGGUUCUGGACCCAAACACUGCUCAUCCAGGACUCCACCUGUCUGAAGAUCUGACCAGUUUGACUCCAGGAGAGGAACAGCAGCUUCCUGAUAAUCCAGAGAGGUUUGAGGUCGAGUGGUCAGUCCUGAGCUCUGAGGGUUUUAACUCAGGGAACCACAGCUGGGAUGUUGAUGUUGGAGACAGUGAAGGAUGGAUGCUUGGUGUGAUAGAGUCUGUCCAGAGGAAGGGACUUUUAGAGUCUGGAUUGUUGGUUAUGUUGUUUAUUGAUGGUGAAUAUGAAGCAUAUUCUCCACCAGCUCAUACCACGUUUCUCUCAGUCCAGAAGAAGAUCCAGAGGAUCAGAGUGAAUCUGGACUGGGACAGAGGAAAUCUAUCGUUUUCUGACCUGGAUGCUAACACACACAUACACACCUUCACUGACAAAGUGUUUCCAUACUUCAGCACUGCUGAAGUAAAACUCUUACCAAUGAAGAUCUCAGUAAUCAAACAGCAGCUCUGAGGUUUUCAGCAUGAAAAACAAAAAGUCCAAAUGAAACCUAAUUGGAGGAUUUAAUAAAUGAUGAAAUUCAAAACUUAAGUAUUAGGAGGUUGAUUUCUGAACUGAUUGACAAACUGAUCGCAGGUGUGA